CUGGUUUAACCCAUAGCGCCACCCAGCGGCAAGAACCGGAAAACUCCAUAGAAGCGACGAUGGCGGAUAGCAAGCAAAACAGGAGAAGUUACACCGACGACGGAGGGCCGCAGGAGGAGGGAGACAGAGUGAAAACUAAGCCUGUCUCUUGUAGUACUGUGGGAGGCGAUGGGGCCGCUUACAAACGUACAUCCCAGCACCUCUCUGCUGAAGAGGAGGACGAGUCUUCAGAAGACCCGCCGGCACCUCGCAAAGUCUCCAAAUUGGGCUUUAGCAUGAGCAGCCAGGCGGCAACCAAAUCAAACGCCAUAUCUAUCAAACUUGGAGCAACGAAGCCCAAAGAGCCUGUCCCAUCACUUCCACCAAAGAAGCCAGCAUUGGCAUCUGUUUUUAACGACAGCGACGAUAGUGAACCAGAAGAGAUGCCCCCAGAAGCAAAAAUGAGGAUGAAGAACAUUGGGAGGGAGACACCAACAUCUGCAGGACCUAAUUCCUUCAACAAGGGCAAGCAGGGCUUCUCUGAUCAUCAAAAACUUUGGGAGCGAAAGAUAAAAGCUCAAGGAGACAAACUGUAAAUCAAAACCACACGUACUCACCAUCAGGUUACUUUACAUCCAUGAAGGGUAAAUGUUUUCUGACUUGGUUUUUGUACCUCGUCAUCUUUAUCAAGACGCUACAAGAAUACAUUUUGUUUGCUGUGGUUGUGGUUAAAUUUGUGCUUCUGAACAGUAAUGCUGAAAGGUAAUCGGAAACUAGAGAAUUGCCAAUCCCCUCUGUCAAGACAGUGUAACCCACUUCUGGGGGAAACAACAAGAGCCACAACAUUGUCAACUGUUCACCGCAAUUUCUUUCAAUUGACUCGGUGAAAAGAUCUCAUACAAAACAAUGCGUUGUUGUUUUUUUUCCCCUUUGAAAUAAUUGUUCUCAUCUGGAGCUAGUUCAACUUUGCUGCAUGUUUUCUGUUUGUGUAUAAAAUGUACAUAAAGUUGUGACAAUGUUUUAUUUUUGAAAUUACAAAUUGGGAGUGUGUCAUGUAAAGCUUAAAUGUUAUGCAACUAGACAAGACACAUUAUGCACCCUUUGGUUUGUGUAAGAACGUCUAUGUACAACUUGUUUUUGCCUGUUUUGCUCUAAAAGACGCUUUGUAAUUCUUGCCUUGUGUUAGCUUGAUAAGAUCUUGGUACCUGUAUUUUUUUAGCAACUUCAUAUUCUCCUAUGUUGUUCCAAAUUGGGAAACCUUUGCUAAAAAUGUGUGAUUAUAUUUUGACAUUUUUUCCCAGCUGUUGGCUCAUUCAGUCAGCGAAUAAAUCAAUACAAUUUUGCUGGUAGACACUAUUAAACACUUUCUUUUUAGUUUCUAUAUGUUAAGCACCAAGUAAGUGCUUUCAUAUGCUCUUCAUUGCUACUUUGCUAUGUAUUCAGUCCUUUUAUUUUUGGGUAAAUGUCCAACCGCAUUGAUUUGUAAUGUGCCUAAAGCUCACCGAUUCCCCUUCAAACAAAAUCUGGUCUUUGUACAUCUUUGUGGUUUACCUAAAGUUUGUGCAGUCAUCUCCAAAUAAAUAUCAGAAACAUCA
This is a messenger RNA of Oryzias latipes (Japanese medaka), 1574 nucleotides long. It is a transcript of the gene pcnp, whose product is annotated as PEST proteolytic signal containing nuclear protein. Gene Ontology annotation, cellular component: nucleus. The record is from RefSeq and is a predicted model, not a curated record. Gene Ontology annotation, biological process: proteasome-mediated ubiquitin-dependent protein catabolic process; protein ubiquitination. Lineage: Eukaryota; Metazoa; Chordata; Actinopteri; Beloniformes; Adrianichthyidae.